This is a messenger RNA of Ylistrum balloti, 1765 nucleotides long. RefSeq names its product aspartyl aminopeptidase-like. The transcript is spliced from 15 exons. NCBI's taxonomy places the organism in Eukaryota, Metazoa, Mollusca, Bivalvia, Pectinida, Pectinidae. Gene Ontology annotation, biological process: proteolysis. Gene Ontology annotation, molecular function: aminopeptidase activity; zinc ion binding. The coding region runs from base 44 to 1450 and encodes 468 amino acids. The record is from RefSeq and is a predicted model, not a curated record.
AUUUCCAGGAAAUUAUCUCCAUCACAGAAGAGUGGACAAGAAAAUGGCGGCCUCCAAGGAAACUGUGUUGGGUGCAGCCAAGCAAUUUAUCAACUACAUCAACAAGAGUCCGUCCCCUUUUCAUGCUGUAGAUGAGGUUUCCAAAAUGCUGCUGAGGUCUGGAUUUAAGGAAUUACAAGAAACUCAGGCAUGGGACAUUAAACCACAACAGAAGUAUUUUCUGACCAGAAACAAGUCCACUAUCAUUGCAUUUGCUGUCGGUGGAAAAUUUAAGCCAGGCAAUGGUUUCAGUAUAGUUGGAGCUCACACAGAUAGUCCUUGUCUGAAGGUGAAACCUGAUUCUAAAAAGAACAAGGUUGGGUACCAGAUGGUUGGUGUUGAGUGUUAUGGUGGAGGUAUCUGGCACACAUGGUUUGACCGAGACCUAACUAUUGCUGGACGUGUGCUUGUCAGGAACAAGGACAAGAUUGAUCAUCGCCUUAUACAUGUUGAGCGUCCAAUCCUUCGUGUGCCCAAUAUAUGUAUCCACCUGAUGAGAGAUCACAACGAAAAGUUCGGCCCCAACAAGGAAACGCAUGUAUGUCCUGUCCUUGCUACAGCUGUACAGGCAGAACUCCAAGGUGAUUCUGGGAUUUCUGAGACUAAUGUUCCAGGCUUCACUCCCCAGUGCCUUAAACAUCAGCCAUUACUAGUGAAGUUGAUUUGUGAUGAACUCGAUAUCCAGCCAGAUCAAAUGUUGGACUUUGAACUCUGUCUCGCAGACACACAACCAGCUGCCAUCGGUGGAAUUCUAGAGGAGUUCAUUUUUGCACCACGACUGGACAACCUUCUAAAUGCUUAUUGUGCAACUGAGGCUUUGAUUGAGUCAUGCAUUGGGAACAGCCUGAGUGAAGACCCAAACAUCCGUCUCAUCUGUUUGUUUGACAACGAAGAGGUGGGGUCCCAGAGUGCGCAGGGUGCAGCAUCCACUCUCCAGGAGCUUGUUCUCCGCCGCCUCAGUGCUGGAGGGAGCAGCACAGCAUUUGAAGAGUCAAUGCCCAAAUCCUACAUGAUGAGUGUAGACCAGGCCCAUGCAGUUCAUCCCAACUAUGCUGAAAAGCAUGAGAGUAAUCAUCAGCCAGGAUUACACAAGGGAUAUGUGGUAAAGUUUAAUUCUAAUCAGCGUUAUGCAACAACUGCCAUUACCACCGCUAUUCUGAGAGAGGUGGCUAAGACUGCUGGGGUGCCAUUACAGGACUUUGUGGUGAGGAAUGACUCCCCAUGUGGUUCCACCAUUGGCCCAAUCAUGUCAGCCAAGUUGGGGAUGCCAACCAUUGAUAUUGGGUCACCACAGCUUAGCAUGCAUUCUAUCCGUGAGAUGUGCUGUACUUCUAGUAUCUACCAGGGUAUUCAGUUAUUCCAGGGAUUUUUUGAGAACUAUCCGCGAGUUUUUGCUUCAAUGAACAUGUGAUCCAUUCCUAGAAGUUGUGUGUGCAUGAUUCGGGCAGCAGAUAAACAAGAUCAAGGGAGAUAAUCCUAUUCAUUAUCAUGAGCAAAGUGUUUUUAAGAUGACUGUGAUAUAUAUAGCCAAUGCACAAUAUAAUUAAUCUGUUAAUAUUUUGAUUAUUUGCUGAGAUUUUUUCAACAUUGCUUAUUCAGUUAAUAUUUUGACUCUCUACUAAUAUUUUUUCUGCCAUUUAAGGUACACAUCCUCUUAAUUCUCUUCUAGUCUGCAGUAGUUCUAGCCUGAUUUAAUUGAUGUUAGUGUUAAUAUCAUGUGAAAUAU